AUGGCUACCGAACAAACUCAAGAACACAUUAGAAAUCUUCAGCUUAUAAAUCAAGAGAACGCUCUCCCAAUUCUUAUGAUGCAAGAAAUUCACGGCCAGGUUGGCGUUGAUGAAAAUGGUUACCCAGUGUAUGUUUCGAACACAUCGGAGCCACAAUCUAUACGAGCCCCAACAGAAGGACGAUCAGGCUUCCUGCAGCUCCAUCAUGGAUUUGACAACACCCGAUGA
This is a messenger RNA of Oikopleura dioica, 228 nucleotides long. NCBI's taxonomy places the organism in Eukaryota, Metazoa, Chordata, Appendicularia, Copelata, Oikopleuridae. The record is from the annotation of a GenBank genome assembly.